Molecule: messenger RNA, 1254 nt
Organism: Tauraco erythrolophus (red-crested turaco)
Lineage: Eukaryota; Metazoa; Chordata; Aves; Musophagiformes; Musophagidae
Source: RefSeq, a predicted model, not a curated record
AUGUCCUUAUGUUUCAUCCCAAACAGCCUGGCCAGGCAGAGGAACCUUGAGGAUGAGGAAGAGCAGCAAAGGGAGCGAAGGCGAAGGAGCCGGAACCUGCUGUCCUCCACAUCGGUGGAUGAAGAACCUCCCAGCUCUGUGAAAGACACCAGUCCAGCUUCCAGCAGACCUCAAUCCCUAGUGAAGCCAGUGUCUCCGGAGGACAACGAAGAGCACAAGCUCUCAGAGGUGCUGAAGACACAAGAAGGGAGACGGACAAGGUCCCUGAUGUCUGUCUCUGAAAAACUGAGGCAGGAGAAGGAGCAGCAGGGGGGGGGGAGCCACAUGGAGGCAGGGACGCAGCCACGCGUGGGGCAGAAGAGCAUCGAGGCUGGACAGCGGGGUCAGGAUGUGGCCAAGGGCAGAGGGGACCCACCAGGAAACCAGCAGCUGGAGCUGGCCUCGGAGAGGAAGGUGGUGGUGAGGGGACGGCUCCAGGACAAAGAAGGACGAAGUGUGGGGACGUCUCGAGGGGAGCCGAGGAAGGAGGUGGGGGAGCCACAGCAGCGGGCACCGCCAGAGCUGGGGGGCUGCCGGCUCCGCGAAGUGAAAAUCCUGACCAGACAGGGCAGCAGCAGCGUGGAGGAGAAGACAGCCUCGGUAGUGACCUCAUCUUCGGAACAGCAGCCACCAUCCAGGAAUCCCUCAAAGGAGGUAAUACAGCUGACUCUUACCCAAGAUGAACCUGUAGAAAAGUCAGAUACUUCUCCAACUCAUGUCAUCUACAGCAGCUCCAUCAGACGAACCAGCCCAAGAACUGUCUCCUUUCGGGUGAUCUCAAGAAAACAGAAAGAAGAAAGCCAAAGCCCUCUCACAAGGAGUGCGAGUAUGAGGAUCCCAGGUAGCAGCACCACCAUUGAGGAGAAGCUGGAAAAGUACACGUCGGCCGUGCAGCGCUCUGAGGUGGCAAAAUCAUCCCUGACUAUUCAGAAGAACCUCAUGCCAUCCUCGGAGGGGGUGGCCAGCAAGCGCAACUUCUUCGAGGCAAGCGCUCCCAGCAAGGCUGAGCCACUCACUGUCAGGAAGGACAACCUGAAGAUCCCAGGAUCAGUGACAUCCCGCAUUAAUCUGUGGAUCAGCCGAGCUCAGGAGCCUGCCAAGGAGGAAAAGAGCAAGGACGUUAGGAAAAUAAACAGCCUGCCAAACCGUGACGUCUGGGUAAAACAGCCUGGAAACACCCCUGGAGACACCAAGGUAGACAUGGAGCUGCUCUGA